GCCGUCAUCAAUCUGACAAAGGCAUUCGACACGGUUAACUGCGAGUUGUUGUGGGGCGUCAUGCACAAAUUGGCUGUCCUCCAAGGUUUACUGCCGUGCUGCACGCGUUCCACGACGACAUGGUUGCCUGGGUACGGUACUCCGGGGAGAUGUCAGCGCCGUUCCCAGUUGCCGUGGAAGAGAAAUAGGGUUGUGUACUUGCUCCAGUCCUAUUUAAGCUAUUCCUGGCCCCAGUGAUGCGCGUAAUAUACACCCAGCUGGCGGGCCAUGCGGACCAUGGCAUCCAAAUUAGAUACACACUGGACGGCAGCUUCUUCAACCUUCGACUUCCCCAAGCUUUAACACGUGCACAUCAGUCUACGCUGACGACGCAGUUCUUGUCGGACGCUCGCCACUGAGAACCUCCAGCAGUCACUAGACGUGUUUGCAGACAUAUAUUUACCCGAGGGCCUGGUUGCCAACUGCGACAAGAUGAGGGGCUGCAGCAGCAGCAAGGGUGCGACCACUCCACUCACACCGUGCAGAAGCAGGAGCUAAAAACUAGCAACACCUUUGUUUACCUCGGUACGGAGCUAUCCGAUAAUCUUGACCUCAGUGUGGAAAUCCAUCGAAGAAACUGUCGUGCUGCGUCAGCGUUUGGUAGGCUGUACCGUCGAGUCUUCUUCAAUUACAGGCUGACCUUCCAAACAAAGGUGGCGGUCUUCAAUGCAGUCUGCGUGUCCAUCCUCUUGUACGGCUGUGAGGCCUGGAUUCCGUACCGAUCGCAGAUCUGCACCUUGGAGGCGUACUGUACGCAGGCCUAACAGACGUCUGCGCCGCGUUUUGGGGAAUGCAAUCACUUCCAGGCGUGCGGCACCCCUACUGAAAGUUCUGCUGCUUGGUAGUCAGCUGUGGUGGGUCGCCACGCACUUCGCAUGGUCCCGGAGCGUCUCCCUCGUCAGGUCCUCUGCGGAGGACUAGCAGAGGGCCACCGCACAGUUGGCGGCCAGAAGAAUUGGCACACAUCAAAGCAUCGCUGAAGAAAUGCAACAUUCCCCUGAGUCCCUUCGGAAACUCGCGGCUGACAGAGCCUUGCUGCCUGCAACCGCAGGUCCGCUUCUCUUAGUGGACUACACGACGAGGAAGAGGCGGCCAAGGUCAACGUCGGGUCAGAGGUGGCGUCGUCAUGGGACACGAUGGACCUGAAGGAACUUAACUAAAACAAACCUGUAAAAAGUAUGCAUCUCAUAAACAAACACAUAAAAAGUUACUUCAUAGCUCUGAUCAAAUGACACUCAAAAUAUCUGAAACUCAAAAUACAAUAUCACUCAUGUACUCAAAUUAAAGCAACUAACACUAGCACUUAAACUCAAUUAUCAAUAAUCCAUAAUAUUUUUUUUAACAUCUGAGUACAUACGCCCCAAUCCAUAUCUAGACAGUGCAGAGGUCCACACUAUGUAGGACACACCAGUACACAUGCUAAAUCAUCAUUAUUACAUGUAUUAAUAUGAUUACAAUUUCUUGGAGUGAUGGGCGUUGAGUGAUUAGCUGGACAGACUGCCACCCUUCAUCACCUGCAGCCUGAGAACGUACAGGCGGAGCAUAGGCUCUGAAAUUGCAGGAGACGGCUGGCUUGCAUUACACUUUCACCCACCAAUGUUUCUCACGUUUAGUUCUAGUUUGUUUUUCCCGCUUUCUUUUCCUUUUGUGUUUUGAUUUUAGUCUCUAACUUUUCCCUGUUGCUUAUACAUAGGCCUAUUCAUUUCGGUAUUGGUGGCCGAUUCAAAUGGGCACGAUUUUAGAGCCAAAGGAACGCUGAAUCUAUGAGCAAAUUUCAAGGUUCAUCUUUAAAUUCGACAUGGCAAGCAAAACCUAACUCUGCGUCUAGAGGGCCCAAAUAUAUAUCAAUCACCCUAUCAACACUUGAUCGAUGGACUGUAAACCGACGCCGAAUCCAAGGCUUACAUUUUCUUUUGAAGAGGGUUGCAGUCUAAGGUGUCAACCCAAUAUUCACUCAACUAUUCGCCAGCUGUUGGGUAUAAGACAAGAGGAGUCACAGGCCUGCUUCCAAUUUGCAACAUGAAGAUUCUGUUGGUCGCCGUUUUCCUUGGCCCUUUGGCUGUUGUGUCAACUUUGCUUUCAAAGUCACUCGAUCAGGACUUCGUAGAGUACUCUGCUGACCUGGUGAAGAAAAUCAACUCCAUGAACACAACUUGGAAGGCUGGACCUAACUUCGCAGGUGAGACUGCUGAGUCUGUGCUGAAGCGGCUUGGCACUCCCAGGUUAUCACUGGAGAAAGUCCCUAAACUACCAGUAAUCGAACGAGAACGAGCUGAUGGCGACAUACCUGAAGAAUUCGACGCUCGGGUGCAGUGGCCAAACUGCACUUCAAUUGGUCGCAUCUAUGCCCAAGGGAACUGCCAGGCAUCCUGGGCUUUUUCUGCUGUGGGAGCGAUGACCGAUAGAUACUGCAUUACGCACGGCGGUCAGCAGUUCAAUUUCUCUGUUGAGGACUCAGUGGCUUGUUCGCUUUCACCCUUCUUCAGUAACAACUGUUUUGGCGGUUCCACUACUAUUGCUUGGCUGUACUGGCUUGAUACUGGAUUGGUGAGCGGGGGAGGAUACAACAGUUCGUCCGGUUGCCGACCGUACGCCUAUCCGCCCUGCGAUCAUUAUGAGAAAGGUUCACAUGGUUCGUGUUCCGAUCCACUCCCCGACGAGCCAUUCUGCAACAAAACCUGCAGGCGUGGCUACCCCAAGUCGUACGAAAACGACAAGAAGAAAGGUCUGCGAAUUUAUCGUGUUGGACACCAUGAGGCGGAUAUUCAGAACGAAAUCAUGAAUCACGGGCCGGUUUCAGGGGACAUGGAUCUAUACGCGGACUUCUUACUCUACCGAUCAGGUGUUUAUCAAGACAAAGGGAGUGCAUUUAUUGCCGCACAUUCAGUUAAAGUCCUUGGCUGGGGCGUUGAGAACGGACAGAAAUAUUGGCUGUGUGCCAACUCAUGGAACUCCGAGUGGGGCGACAAAGGUUUUUUCAAGAUCCUUCGUGGCACUAAUGAGUGUAAUUUGGAAUUUAAUCUACAUGCAGGCCAACCGUACUAACAUCUGGAGUCUUCAAUCAGCUGCUGACCUCUCAACAAUUAUUACUUGUAUUAAUUAACUACCGUAAUGUUGGUCAGAAUAUUUCGAACCCAAAGUCGUCUAUUUGUCAAAACUUUAUUAAUGGAGGAAUUUACUGCCGAGAGGAAAGAAGUGCUUGCUCUUGUUCAUGGUGUGUUUUAUAAGGGGUUGCAUGUGCAGUGGGGAAAAAUAAUCGAGGGCACUGUAACUUGUCACUUGAUCAUUAAUCAGUUCGUCAAAUGCUUUAGAAAGCACAAGUUUAUUCAUCGUCGAUUAAAACUAGAGAAUGGCAGUCACAAGUUAAAUAUUACACGUGUUAAUCUGGUUUCAAUGGCAUUCAAAAAUUGAAUCCAAAUUGGUGCAUGAACGAUAUACAUCUCUUCCGCACUUUGUGAAUUUUAAACGACACGAGGUUGGCGAGCAAGUAACAAGUCGGCAAAUUGAUUCUGGCACCUCCCUCUCGGAAAUGCCUUCUCUACGCUCCUAGGUGUAGGCCAAGGGAAGUAGCAUCUCCUUCUUUUGGUAGUUCUCAGCCAAUCAAGAUACAGAAUCCGUGGAUGAGGUGUUGUCACAAAGUAUUAAAGACCCCGUGGACCUUUACUUUGCAAUGUUGCAGGAAAACCUUUAGGCCUAUGGGAUCAAUAUUUAAAAAAAAGUUUCUAUGAAGUGUUCCUGGCUUGUACUCAAGUAUAUUUCACGAAUAAAACAAU
Acanthaster planci (crown-of-thorns starfish) is the source of this 3812-nucleotide messenger RNA. Its product is annotated as cathepsin B-like cysteine proteinase 3. Gene Ontology annotation, biological process: regulation of catalytic activity; proteolysis. Lineage: Eukaryota; Metazoa; Echinodermata; Asteroidea; Valvatida; Acanthasteridae. Gene Ontology annotation, molecular function: cysteine-type endopeptidase activity. The record is from RefSeq and is a predicted model, not a curated record.